Messenger RNA from Trematomus bernacchii (emerald rockcod), 957 nucleotides. It is a transcript of the gene kcnk17, whose product is annotated as potassium channel, subfamily K, member 17. The transcript is spliced from 5 exons. Gene Ontology annotation, molecular function: potassium ion leak channel activity. The record is from RefSeq and is a predicted model, not a curated record. Lineage: Eukaryota; Metazoa; Chordata; Actinopteri; Perciformes; Nototheniidae. Bases 1 to 918 code for a protein of 305 amino acids. Gene Ontology annotation, biological process: potassium ion transmembrane transport; stabilization of membrane potential. Gene Ontology annotation, cellular component: membrane.
AUGGGGAUAAAGGAAAUGCUGAACUGGACGCGGGUGCCCUCCAUCCUCCUGCUCGGGCUGGUUUACGUGGCCUAUGUGCUGACCGGCGGUGUGAUUUUCUGGAAGUUGGAGGGAGAUCUUGGCGAGAAAGACAUCGAUCUGCUACUCUCUCACAAAAAGAAGCUGCUUAAGAGGUACACCUGUCUGAACCAAGAAGGCCUGGAACGAGUAGCUGAGGUUGUUCAAGCAGCGUCCAAGGUGGGACUUAGUUUGAAAGGCAACCAGACCUCGGACGGCUUCUGGAAGUUCACCAGCUCAGCUGUGUUUGCUGCCACUGUAGUCACAACAAUAGGUUAUGGGAACAUGAGUCCAAGCUCUACUGCUGGCCAGAUAUUCUGUGUGUUCUUCGCACUAUUUGGUAUCCCGCUCAACUUGGUGGUGCUCAACAGGGUCGGCAAGUACAUCCUUGCUAUAGAGAGGAAUGUCUCUGACUUCCUCGAGGGGAAGACCAAGCGAAGGAAGUGUACCCGCUUCUUUAUCCACCUGGUGUCUUACCUGUGUGGAGCAGUGCUCUUCUUUGUUGUGCCCAUGAUUGUGUUCCAACUGCAAGAGGGCUGGACCUUCUCCCAGGCCAUCUACUAUUGCUUCAUCACCCUCAGCACCAUCGGCUUUGGAGACUUUGUGGCAGAUAGUAAUCCGGACAAAGUGUACCCAGAUUGGUACAGCUUCCUCAUGGCCUCCUGGAUCUUCUUCGGCCUGGCCUGGCUCGCCCUCCUCAUCAACCACUCCAUCGACAUCCUGGAGCGGCUCAACACGCACUGCAGAAUGCGCUGGGGUGGUCAGAAGCCAGAGGAAGAGUCUGGCAGUGCAGAGGGAGAAAACCCAGACACACAGGUGGAGGAGGAAGACGAGAACAAGAAGCCACCAAUAAUUCAGUAAAGAAAGGUGAAGAUUUCAGUAAGCUUAACCUAGUUGUAG